AUGUUAGAACUACCAUCUGAUAUUCCAUCUACUAUCCCUGCCAAUGCUAAGAUUUACAAGGAUGAUUGCAUGUAUUCGUUUGAUACACCUGAGAAUAAUGAAUUCGGAUUAGAUAUCGAUUUAAAGAGUUACUUUGCAUAUUCACGAAAUGCCACUCAUAAUUAUACUCGGGAUAAUUAUGAAAAGACAGGGAACUAUUUAUAUUUGAAUAUUAAUAAAGUUUUAAAACCUGAAUCGGAACGAAAGAAAAUUUAUGAUGAAAAUGGUGAAAAGAGUACUAAAUUACAAAAAUUAGAAAUCAAAGAUAUCGAUGAAAAUGAAUUGUAUAAUGUGGAGUAUACCGUGUAUGAUAUUAAGCAGGAUAAAUCGUAUCGGUUGGAUGAAUUGAGUGAUCCAUUCCGUAAGUUGAUCGAUCAAAUCUUAACUUCGAAUUCAUCUCAUCAACAGGAUGAAAUCAAACAAUGGGAGUUAGAAAUUAUACCAUGUCAUCAUUCGAUUGAUAUUCAACAAGAAACAUCCAGUAAAGAAAUCGACUUGACGAAAUGUUCUGUAUGUGAAUUGAAGGAAAAUUUAUGGAUCUGUUUACAUUGUGGAGCCUUAGGAUGUGGACGUCAACAAUUUGGAUCUAAUUUAAAAGGAAAUGGUCAUGCUUUAAAUCAUUAUGAAAUCACAGGUCAUCCCGUAGCGGUCAAAUUAGGAUCGUUAUCAUCUGAUAACGAAGAUAGUUGUGAUGUUUAUUGUUAUGCAUGUAAUGAUGAAGUUAAAGUCCCUAAGUUAUCCGAAAAAUUGUUUAAAUUCGGUAUUGAUUUAAAAUCUCAAGUUAAAACUGAAAAGAGUUUAAUUGAAUUAAAUAUUUAUCAAAAUUUAAAUUGGGAUUUCAAAUUAGAAGGUGCUAAUGGUGAAAAAUUAAAACCUGUUUAUGGUAAAGGGUAUACGGGAUUUCAAAAUUUAGGUAAUUCAUGUUAUUUAAAUUCAGUAUUACAAUCAUUAUUCAGUUUAGAUAAUUAUCAACAAUUCUUUUCUAACUUAUCAUCUGAACUCAACACCUCAUCAAUCAAGAAUCCAAGUGAAGAUUUAUCUAAUCAAUUGAUUAAAAUCUAUGAUGGAUUAUGGAGUGGACGAUAUUCAAAACCAAGUUUAAUAUCAGCUAAUAAAGGUGAUGAUUAUCAAUUAGGUUUAAAACCAGUAUCAUUCAAAACCCUUAUUGGAGAAAAUCAUGCAGAGUUUAAAACUCAAAGACAACAAGAUGCCUUUGAAUUCUUAUUAUAUUUAUUAGAUAAAUUAGAUCAAGAAUUCGGCUUAACAUUAAAUCAAUCGUUGAAAUUUCUAUUUGCCAAUAAAACCAUCUGUGCAAAUUGUCAACAUGGAUCGAUUCAAUCAGAAUUGAUUGAUAAUCUUUCGAUCCCCAUCAAACAUGAGGUUAUUGGUAAAGAUGAAGAUGGAAAGAAACUCUAUGAACAGGUUAAUUUAAUUGAGAGUAUCAGAGAUUAUUGUGAUACAGAAGGUAUCGAAGGUUAUAAAUGUGAUCAUUGUAAAGUACCACUGGGAUUAGCGAUUAAAUCAGGAGGAUUUAAAACUUAUCCUGAUGUGUUGGUAGUUAGUGUUCAAAGAAUUAUAUUGGAGAAUUGGGUUCCUAUUAAAAUUGACGUUCCGAUUGAAAUACCUUAUGAAAUUGAUUUAGGGGAAUUUAAAGAACCUAUAUUUGAAGGUGAUGAAGUUGAAGUUGAACAAAAGGAUGAGGAAGAGGAAGUAUCUGGUUCAUCUAGUGAUAAUAAGUUCAAACCUAAUGAAGAAGCACUUAGUACGCUUUUAAGUAUGGGAUUUCCAGAACCAAGAUGUUUAAAAGGAUUAUAUCAUGGAAAUAAUAAUGCUGAAGAUGCUAUGAAUUGGAUCUUUGCACAUAUGGAUGAUAUUGAUAUUGAUGAACCAUUUAAUCCCGAUGUUCAAACAUCAAGUGCUGCUACAACUACUGAUUCAGGACCUUCACAAGAUUCAAUUGAUAAUUUAGUGGGGAUGGGAUUUAGUACCCAAUUAGCUAAAAAAGCCUUAAUAUUAAAUAAUAAUGAUAUUAAUUUAGCAGUUGAAUGGUUAUUUUCUAAUCCUGAUGAUGAUGGAGUUAUUGAAAUUUCUACGGAAACAACUACAUCCAAAGCUGUGGUUAAUUUAGCGGCUGAACAUAAAGCUUUAAAACAGAAAUUAUUACAAUCGACUGCUACUACAAGUCAAACCAAAUAUAAAUUAAAGUCGGUUAUUUGUCAUAAGGGUACAUCACCCCAUACUGGUCAUUAUGUGGUGUUCAUUAGAAAACAUAUUGAAGGAAAGGAUAAAUGGAUCUUGUAUAAUGAUGAAAAAGUGGUUAUUUGUGAAGAUGAGAAUUUACAAGAUAUAAAGAGUAAUGGUUAUGUAUACAUAUUUGAAAAGAUUUAA
Messenger RNA from Scheffersomyces coipomensis, 2427 nucleotides. Its product is annotated as ubiquitin-specific protease. Gene Ontology annotation, biological process: protein deubiquitination. Lineage: Eukaryota; Fungi; Ascomycota; Pichiomycetes; Serinales; Debaryomycetaceae. The record is from RefSeq and is a predicted model, not a curated record. The transcript has a single exon. Bases 1 to 2427 code for a protein of 808 amino acids. Gene Ontology annotation, molecular function: zinc ion binding; cysteine-type deubiquitinase activity; protein binding.